CAACAGGUAUAUUCGGUAUAACUUUAUCACAUCAAGAACCAUUCAUGAUUCAUCUCUCUGGAUAAGGCUGCGUUUUUAUACUUCACAACACACAAUUCUCUGAUCAGAAACUAAAAUGGCUAAAGAAGCCAUGAAAACUCUCAUCGCUCUCCAACACCCUUUCCUCUACCUUCCAAAGCCAAUCCCAUCCACUCAACGCAUCUCCCUCCUCCCGCACGAAACCGCGAAUAAGAAUCCAAACUUCAACCGGAUGAGAGCACGGAAACUGCAAGCGAAAGCCGCAAAGGGCUUCGGCGGGGCCCCAGCCACGAAAAGCAAGCGGAAGGCCGACAGCGACGAGGAGGGCGAGGACGAGGACGAGAAAUUGCCGGAGGAUGUGUGGAACAGAAUCACGAGGAGGAUAUUGUUUUACGUGGGAGCUCCGAUGGCGACUGGUCUUGUUUUGGUGCAAAUCCUGGGCACGGUGAAGGAGCGAGGGAUCUGGGACGUGCCUAACUGGGUGCCGAUUUUGACGAUUUUCGUGUUUCUCAGUGCGUCGACUCUUGGAGUUGCCUAUGGGGCUCUGUCGGCGAGCUGGGUUUCUGAUAGGGAAGGAUCUGCUCUAGGGUUUGAAGAAGCUCAGAGAAAUUGGGCUGAAAUGUGGAGAGAAGAUGAUGAUCAAAACAAGUAAUCAAAUUUUUAUGUACAUUUCAUAGUUUUAUGUAAUCAAACGUCCAUUUGCCUUUCUAUGAAAUAAGUGUUAAUUUUACAAAAGGACCAACACAAGUACACAACCACCAAGAGAAGUUACAAAUAGUGAAAUGUAACAAUUGCAAUAAUUAGAGAAUGAAAAAAGUAUUUUAUUA
Messenger RNA from Ipomoea triloba (trilobed morning glory), 845 nucleotides. RefSeq lists its product as uncharacterized. The record is from RefSeq and is a predicted model, not a curated record. Bases 116 to 670 code for a protein of 184 amino acids. The transcript has a single exon. Lineage: Eukaryota; Viridiplantae; Streptophyta; Magnoliopsida; Solanales; Convolvulaceae.